AUGUCCGGAUUAUCGAAACUCAAGUCGUGGUUAUAUAAAGCUUCCCUCUUCGUUUCUUUGAUACUUUUGAUUGGGUUUUCAGUUGUAUUACCAAUAGAUUCCAUCGCACAAGCUUCCAAAUCAGAGAAUAACGCCUUCAAUACGUUCAUUGUUGUUGGUGCUUUAGUUGUUUUUGGUGUUUUUUGUAUCUUUAUUAUUGUUGGAAGAAUGCUAUUUCACAAGAGCUGCUUAAAGGAUAUACCUAGAAGAUAUAUCCCGAUCACGCCGGCUGAUCUCCCGCACCGUUCAAGUCGAGAAGCAGUAUUGCAAAAUAUGGAAAGGUCCAAGGAAUUAACGAUUCUACUCAGAAAACCUAAGGAUCCUGUUAUUCAUGAUGGACUAGAACCUCCGAAGAGAUGUGACUACCCGUCAAAUGAAAAGUUAUUCCCAGAAUACCUAAACUAUGCCGAUUGUAUAAAGAGUUUAACGGACAGGUUAAAAUACCACGGAUUGUUUCUAAACAAUUUAGAUGUUAGGAUGAAACUGGAGGAUACUUUUGCUGAUGUGGUGAACUCUCAAUUUGUUAACCACAAUGCCAAUAAAAUUCAGUUAGAUAAAGCAAAAAAGUUUAUUGCCUUAUAUGAAACAAUCAGAUUUUCAGGCAAAGAUGUUACGAGAGACCAGUUCAUAAACUUUGUUAAAUUAUGUCUCUAUUUUGGAGAAAUGUCAUUAACAAGGGAUAUUUCGUUUGCAAAUUUACAGAAUUUUAAAUUAAACGGUAGUUCUAAUAAUAUUGAAAGAACUGAAUCAAAGUAUUCAAUUAACCCGUUUGAUGAAAACGAAUACGCACAGGAUGAUAUGCAUUAUUUUCCUGAAUCGCCUACUCACUUGGUUAGAGAAAGCAGCAGAAGCACCGUGGCAAGGCAUAUCUCAUCUGGUGUAGACCUGACCAAUUCUGAAGGACACCAGUGCGAGUCAGACUCUGAUUGUAACGCACUGCGCGACAAACUUACAGAAGUAGAUAGCUACAAAAGUGUAAUCCGUCAUUAA
Molecule: messenger RNA, 1029 nt
Organism: Saccharomyces mikatae IFO 1815
Lineage: Eukaryota; Fungi; Ascomycota; Saccharomycetes; Saccharomycetales; Saccharomycetaceae
Gene: DLT1
Product: Dlt1p
Exons: 1
Coding region: 1-1029 (342 amino acids)
Source: RefSeq, a predicted model, not a curated record